Messenger RNA from Enhydra lutris kenyoni (northern sea otter), 369 nucleotides. RefSeq names its product 10 kDa heat shock protein, mitochondrial-like. The coding region runs from base 1 to 369 and encodes 122 amino acids. Gene Ontology annotation, molecular function: ATP binding; protein folding chaperone; metal ion binding. Gene Ontology annotation, cellular component: mitochondrial matrix. The transcript has 2 exons. The record is from RefSeq and is a predicted model, not a curated record. NCBI's taxonomy places the organism in Eukaryota, Metazoa, Chordata, Mammalia, Carnivora, Mustelidae.
AUGGUCAAGAUUACGAUUUACAACCCGGAGAUCAAGAGUCAUGUGCUCUGCCAACGGAACAAGGCAGGACAGGCGUUUAGAAAGUUUCCUCCCCUCUUGGACCGAGUUUUAGUUGAAAGGAGUGCAGCCAAAACUGUAACAAAAGGACACAUUAUGCUUCCAGAAAAGCCUCAGGGAAAAGCAUGGUAUGUGACAAUAGUAGCUGUUGGUUCGGGCUCUAAAGGAAAGUGUGGAGGGAUUCAAACAGUUAGCAUGAAAGUUGGGGAUAAAUUUCUUCUGCCAAAAUAUGAAGGCACCAAAGUAGUUCUAGAUAACAAGGAUUAUCUCCUGUUUAGAGACCGUGACAUUCUCAGAAAGCACAUAGACUGA